AACAAACAAAUGAAAAACCCUAUUGCUCUUAAUCAGCUGGGAAUCUUAUCUGACAAAUGUCUUGAGUGUAAAGAUAGUCAUCAGUAUCAUUAGCCAACCCAUGCUGACUAUCCGUCUGGAGCCCUCUGUAGGAGGAAGGCCCCUGAGGCUCAUUGUAACCACGUUCCUCACCAGCGGACAGUUCAGCUAAUGAAAAGAUGGACCCAGAAAAUAGUGGCCGAGCAGGUCUUGCUCUCCCAAACCCACAAGGGCCCUCCAGUGCACCUGAAAUUGAGCUUUCAGAAGUAUCUCUCCAUGAAAACCCCUCACUACAGAAGACUGCCUCAUCCCCACCAUGCCACACAUGGCUGAUAUUUUUGAAGAGGGAACUGGAGUUUCUGGGGGUAACACAAAUUCUGGUUGGCUUGAUAUGUCUUUGUUUUGGAACAAUUGUCUGCUCCGUGAUCAAUAUUUCAGAACUUAAGGAAGAUGUUUUUUCAUCAUUUAAAGCAGGCUACCCAUUCUGGGGAGCCGUGUUUUUUGCUAUUUCUGGAUUUUUGCCAAUUAUGUCUGAAAAGAAACACACUACCUGUCUGGUGUGGGGAACCCUGUGGGCCAACACUGUCAGCAGCGUAGCUGCCGGAAUAGGAAUCUUCAUCCUGACGGUCAAUCUGAAGAAGAGCUCUGCUUUUAUCUACAACUGCCAGGAAGUUUACGGAGAGGACUUCUGCUUUAUGGCUUGUUUUUCCACUGAAAUUGUGGCAAUGAUCCUGUUUCUCACCAUUCUGGGAUUUUGUAGUGCCGUGUCCCUCAUAAUCUAUGGGGUUGGAGAAAUAGUCCAAGGAAACAAGAUUGCAGAAGAUCGUCUUUAUGAGGAAUUAAACAUAUAUUCACCGAUUUACAGUGAGUUGGAAGACAAAGUGGAGGCCUCUUCUCCAGCUGAUUCAUAAGAAUCGUGUCUUCAGAAUAGGCCAAGAUCUUUGUUUAAGGGGAUAUUGGAAAAAUUUCAGUUCUGUCUAUGGUCUGCCAGGUUUACAUUAGGACUUAUUCUCCAGAUGGUAAUAUUCUGUCUGAGGUUUCUGUUCACCUAAACUUCCUCCUACCCCGCCCAUUUGUGGAUAUGUGAUAGACUCUUACUUUUCUUGUUUCCUAUUGCUAUCUUGCAUAGGAACUUUUGUGGGAAAUCAACAUGUAAUCAGCAAGUAUUAGCUGUGUGCUUUUAACACCCACUAAAUAAGUGGAAGACUGUUUGAGAGCUGAGUCAAACUUUGACAGUUUUGGAACACCUGGGUGACUCAGUGAGUUAAGGGUCAGACUCUUGAUUUUGGCUCAGGUCAUGAUCUCCUGGGUU
Molecule: messenger RNA, 1330 nt
Organism: Mustela erminea (ermine)
Lineage: Eukaryota; Metazoa; Chordata; Mammalia; Carnivora; Mustelidae
Gene: MS4A2
Product: membrane spanning 4-domains A2
Exons: 7
Coding region: 198-929 (243 amino acids)
Biological process (GO): cell surface receptor signaling pathway
Cellular component (GO): Fc-epsilon receptor I complex; plasma membrane; external side of plasma membrane
Source: RefSeq, a predicted model, not a curated record